AUGGCAAGGACCCAGGUCCUCCCACUGGUGGCAGCCCUGCUGCUCCUUUGCGGCGGCCUGUGCUCAGCCCAGAAAGUUGAACUGGCGCCACAGAUCAACACAGCCCUUAUGCAGCAGGCAGCGGCCUUACAGCAGCAGAGUGGCACUGUAAAGGCUGCUAAGGCCAUGGCCACACCCACCAGGGUCUCACAACUGAGGGAUCCCAAACCAGGAGCGCCCGCGCCGGCGCCGGAGGCCGCCCCGGCGGCACCGGCGACGCCCGCGUCUCGCGCUGCGUUCCCUGGCACCGGCGCCGCCCCGGGCACCAACACGCCCGGCGGCACCGGCGGCGCAUUCCCCGGCCGCAUCGAGAAGACCCCUGCAGCAUCUGCCCCGGCCCCCGCUGCGCCGCGAACCGGCCUGCCCGGCGGCUACAACAUGGCAGGCAACAACGCUGAUGUUGCCACUUCGCGCGCCGCCGCAACAGCCGCCGCUCAGGAGGCAGCGAACACCACCCCGGCUCAGCCAAAGGAGAGAGUUACUGCUCAGGCGACUCGUGCUGCCGAGAAGCACAGAAAGAAGCACGCAGAGAGCGCUGAGACCGGUGCCGACGCGGUGGGCCAAGUGACAUCCAGCAGCGGAGCAAGCAACGCGGCAGCUGCCACGCAGCCGCUAACACCCACUGACUCAACUGUGGGUGCCUUCACCACAAUCUCAAACACUAACCCCCAGACCGUCACUGCUGCCGCGCAGCCGCAAGCCGCUGCCAGCGUGACGGCUGCCGGCUCCGCUGCGCAGAUCCCAGCAGCAGGCACCUCUGGCAUGAUGGGAGCCAUUCAGCAGCCUCAGACAAACCUGAUGGCAGCUGAUGCAUAUGCAGCGGAUGGCACCUUCUACACUGGAGACGGCCAGGUUGUGCAGAAAACUUCCCAGGGAUCAGUGCCUCCCACGGCUGCUUCCUCCACCACUGGACGGGUGGGCACAGAGCAGAGCACCAAGACCGCUGCUCGCAGCAGUUCCCAGGUGGGCAGCAUUGACGUGGACAACACGAGCCGAUCAGCGCUGCAGAACAGCAAGGCGGCUGCCACUGCACCCGCUGCAGGAGUCAACGCCUCAGGCCGCCGACUCUCUCAGAGCACUGACCUGGCGGCAGCUGCCCAGCAGUUUCUGGCCGGCUUCGCCAACGGGGCGCAGCAGGGCGGCCAGGCCGCGUCCAGCCAGACAGCCGGUAUCUCUGCGCAGCCGCUUGUCGGCCGCACGCAGACCAGCAGCCUGCAGACGGGAACGCCCUCUGCCGCCGCGGCAGCCGAUCAGUCCGGGGUGGUUUCCGGCAAGACAUACCAGACUGCCUCUCAGGCAUCCCCGCUGACCCCUUACAACACAGCCAUGGAAAACUCUAUCGGCAACAUCGUGCAGGAGGUCACGAGCAGCUUCGGCAAGCAAGCCGGGUCAUCCCUACAGCAGCAGACCGGCGCUGCGGCCUCCAGUGAAAUCCCUGCCGCCAACCAAUUCACCCAGCCGGCGCUGCCUGCCAACCGGGAGAUUGUGAGCUUUAAUGUGCCCCAAAUGCCCAACGUGCUCUCGGGUGGCGGCGCGGGCGCACUUGCCGGCCGCAAGCUUCAGGACGCAGCCGGCAUGAUUUCCCCGCCCCAGCCAGUCCAGGAGGCCGCCCCACUUGACAUCAACCAGGCGCAGACAACGCCCCUGGCCGCCCUGCAGCAUCUGGCCAACACAAUCACAGAAGCCACCGGCCCCACAGCGCUGCGCUCCUCUCAGCCGAUGGCCGCCGCUUCAAACUAUGGCGCCACUUCUGGCAACGCCGCAGACGGAAGCUUUGGCGCCGAUUACCCAUCCUCGGCCGCCGCCGCGCAGCCGUCGCAGCCGGCGUCCGGUGCAUCCCUGAACGGAGCGCAGCCCUUUGCCUCAGCCGACAACGCUUACAACGGCGGCAGUGCUGGUGGCUAUGGAAGCAGCGCCGGUAGCCUGACACCAUCUGCCUCCGACACAGCGGCCGCCAGUGGCUACAACGCGCAGCCGAUGGCGUCAGCCGGUCAGGCCGUGCCGGCCAGCGGCUCGGACGGAUCCAACUUCAACGCGGGCCGCGGCGCAAGCGCAGAGCAAAGCCUUGGGGGCCUCACAGGCGUCGCUAUCAACCUGCUCAACGGACGCCGCCUGCUGCAGCUGGACUCAACCACCCUGGACACCGUAGCGGCAACAGUUGCCCAGGACACUAGCGUGCAGAGCGCAGCUGUGAGCCUUGUGAAGGCUGCUUCCGCUGCUUCAGGCGCCUUCUGGACCUCUGCUCCCAAGGACGCGGCAGCCGCCGUGAAGGUGAUCGAUCUGGCGGUGGCCGACAAGGCCUCCGUGGCAGCUGCCACGCAGCUGGCGGGCGCCGUGCGCGCAGCCGCCAUCACGGCCUUCGGCUCCUCGCUGCCUGCGUCCCUGUCUACAGCAGCGUCCAAUCUGAAUUUUGCAGCGCUCGUUCAGGACAGCGCCGUGCAAUCGGCCGUCGUGCCCGUGCUACAAGCCGCCGCGGCAGCCGCUGGCAACUCAUGGAACGCCGUCGCACUGGGCCUGAGCGGUGCUGCCGAGGAGACGGUGGCGGCGGCGGUGGCCGACCCGGCAACCGUGACGGCCGCGCGCAGUUUGGCGCAGACCGCGAACUUUAACGAUGUCAUGAGCAAUGUGGCGACGGACCCUGCCGUGCAGGCGGCAGCUCUGCACGUUCUGGAAGCUGCCAACACCGAGGUGGCUGCACUCAAGGCGCUGCACGCAUCCGAUACCGAGACACCGGCCCUGGCACCGGCGCCGGCGCAGGAGCAGGUGACAGGAGGCACAACCCUGUCAGCUCUGCAGCAGCUGGUAGCGAGCGUCAGCCACAAUGCCAUUGCCACCGCUCUGCCCUUCACCGCGCAGACGCAGUCCUCUUCCACCUCCGGUCCCAUCGACUGGGAGGCGGUCUUGGCGGCCCCCGGCAACGCGGCGGCGGCGGCGGCCGCGGCGCAAAAGGAUUCUGCGGUGGUGAAGCAGUUUGACGCGACCCAGACGGCGCGCGACGCGGCCGCGAGCGUGCAAGGGGCGGUCGCCGGGCUCCUGUCCGGGGCCGGCGGCCGCCGCCUUGCGGCCGCCGGCAACGGGCAGGCGGCAGCGAGGGCGCUGCAGUCUGACGGAGAGGGCCUGCUGCCUAAUCUGGGCACGUCGAUGACUAACACGCUGAGCUCGCUGUCGACUAAUGCGCGCAGCGCCGGAGAGAACGCCGUCAUAGAAGUUGCCAAGCAUGUUGUGCGCACUCUGGGCGUCGAUUCCAACACUCAAGGCUUCGCCACUCCGCACUCCCAGUACGGUUACAACCCCAUAGCAGCGGUUGUGCCUUACGGCUCUGCCACAAACACUGCACCUACGGAACUGCCUCAGACUUCUGUCAACACUGACGCAUCAGGCACAAUCACAGCGAGCGCUUUGAAUGGGCUGGCAACCACAACGGACACAGCAGGUGCGUCACAGGACAGCGCCACGCCUCUGGCAGCUGCCGUGCAGGUGCCUGCGUACGCAGCAGCUUCCAAGCAGUUGCCCACGUCUGCGGCGCAGCUUCCCGCUGACUACACAUCAGCGUCCACCUCGGCGCUUGGCAGGAGGCUGCUGGAUCAGGCAGCGCAGCAGACAGGCCCAACGCUACAGUCAAUUGUUUCCACUGUUUCGAGUCUGGCCAGCGCGGUCCAGAAUGCCCUCUCCCCAUCUUCGGCGCCCCAGGCAAGCAGUGUGCAGGGCCAGGCUGCUUCAGGCACAAUAGCCCCACAGCCUGUCACCUCCCAGGGCACCAAAACUGCCCUUUCAGAGCCAAGCUUCCAGUCGGUCGGCAACGGCUAUGGCUAUGGCGGUGGGAGCAGCUAUGGAAGCAACAGCGGCGGCGGCGGUGGCGGCGGUAAAGUGAGUGUGUCUGAGGCAAACACAUACAGCGCAGAGGGCGGCAACCAGCUGUCCACGAACGACAUCCACCUGGACAACUCGGCCUCAAAUUUUGUCAUCGGGCCUGACGGGAAGGUGCCCAGCCUUGCAAGCCAGGGGGGUGCAGCGGCGGUGGCGCAGCAGCUGGGACUGCUGGUGCCCAAUGGGGGGACCUCGGCGUCCCAGAGCGUUCCCUCCCCGCCGGCCAGCACGAAUUCAGAUUCGAAUUCGAAUUCCGGAUACGGCGGGUCUUACGGGGGGGUGAUCACCCCCCAGCAGAGCCCCAGUUACGGCUACGGAUCCAACAGCAACCAGAGCCCCAGCUACGGCUACGGGUCUAACAGCAACAACCAGAGCCCGGGGAACGGCUACGGAGCAAAUAGCAACGCCGGCUACGGGAGCAGCGGGAAUGGAUACGGGUCAAAUAACAACGGGUACUCGCCAGCGAACAAUGCCGGCACUCCGAACACAGUGACUGCCUACAACACUGGCCAGUCCUACAGUGCUUCCUCGCCUGGGAACAACAACAACCAGUCAGGUCCGACCAUUCAGCAGGGGAGCAGCUAUGCAGCGCCAGCGAAUCAGCUGGAGACACAGAGCACCACAGCUUUUGCAAACGCUGUUCCCUACAGCUCAGCCCAUCAGAAUUGGGGCGCCACAACUGCCACCACUGGCAUGCCUGCAGGUAACAACAACUUGCAACGGCCAACCGGGGAAGCCGCGUCCUACCAGCAAAGUGCACAGGGUUGA
This is a messenger RNA of Coccomyxa subellipsoidea C-169, 4674 nucleotides long. RefSeq lists its product as hypothetical. Lineage: Eukaryota; Viridiplantae; Chlorophyta; Trebouxiophyceae; Coccomyxaceae. Bases 1 to 4674 code for a protein of 1557 amino acids. The record is from RefSeq and is a predicted model, not a curated record. The transcript is spliced from 30 exons.